Molecule: messenger RNA, 1476 nt
Organism: Penicillium malachiteum
Lineage: Eukaryota; Fungi; Ascomycota; Eurotiomycetes; Eurotiales; Aspergillaceae
Product: RING finger domain protein
Exons: 1
Coding region: 1-1476 (491 amino acids)
Molecular function (GO): zinc ion binding
Source: RefSeq, a predicted model, not a curated record
AUGGCGUCUGUCCCGGGUUAUGCUAUCGCCGCUCAUCGCGCCACUUCAAAUCACGAUGAUGCCUCCACCGCCGAAAGCUCCCCACCUCAGCCCGAUACGAUCGAAGAUGCUGAGACUGUUUUUAUGAAUCAGGGUGCUUCAACUCCAAGCGCACUGGAAAAUGUGACCGAUAUCAUUGACAAAGGCGCCACUCGACCAUCAAAUCAAACCGAUACAGUACAGGAAGAGCCACGCAAAUGUUGGAUCUGCUAUACCGAUGAAACAGAAGACUCCCCACUGAAUCUGGAAUGGCGAUCUCCAUGUCCAUGUGCUUUGACGGCGCAUGAGGCCUGCUUACUGGAUUGGCUUGCAGACAUGGAGAACCCCCGCUCCAAGAAGCGAAGUGGCGGCGCUAAGAUACAAUGUCCCCAGUGCAAGUCUGAGAUUGUCGUCACUCGUCCACGCAGCUACAUUGUCGAUACAUUGCGCCUGAUAGAAAGAGUGGCAGGUCGACUAGUCUUACCGGGCAUGGUUUUCACCGUGGCGGGAACUGUAUGGGCGGGCUGCUGUGCACAUGGCGCAUACUCAAUGCAUCUCGUAUUCGGCACAGACGAGGCAAGACAAAUUCUGGAAGAUAGUUUGGAUGGCCCGUGGAACCCAGGACGCAACCUAGGUCUACCACUUAUCCCACUCGUUUUGAUAUUUUCUCGCACCCGAUACGCCGAGGGUUUACUGCCUGCAAUCCCUGUCUUAUUCUUUGCUGCGCACAAUCCGAGACACGAGCCUGACUUUGAUAUGUGGCCCCCUACCCCGGCUUUGACCUUUGCCGCCUUACCUUAUUUGAAGAGCUUUUAUGGCGCACUGUAUGACCGACUAUUCGGUGCUUUGGAACGGAAGUGGAUCGCAGAGGUCCAGCCUCGUGCGGCAGAAGAGAUCCUGGAUGAUGCACAGCAACAGGAUCAGGCGGAAGGACUCAAUCGUUUUGGCGAACAUGCCAACGGUCAAAUUCUCAUGGAGAUUGACCUCGAAUUGCAGGUAGGAUUGCCCGGCGACGAGCUUGUCGAUGCUCCAGCUCUACCUGCCGCCGGCAACGACGAUGGCGCUGACACAGGCGCUCAGGACGGACAAGCCCAGGCCGGCCAGAACGGCUUAGGCCUUGGUCGACGACAAAACGAAAUUAUUCACGACACCGGAAACAUUGCCGAUACAGUUCUCGGCGCUCUCGUAUUCCCCGCUAUCUCCGCAUCUAUGGGCGGUAUCUUGAAAUACCUUCUACCGAAAUCAUGGACUACGCCCUCAUCGGUUCUAGAGCGUAGUCGUCCCGGACUUCUUCAGACUCGCUGGGGUCGUAGUGUUGUUGGCGGUUGCAUGUUUGUGUUGCUGAAGGACGCCCUGGUUCUCUAUUGUCGAUGGAAGCUGGCACAGACACACCGACGACGCAAGGUGCUCAACUACGAACGGUCCAAAGCCAAAAAGUAUGGCACAAGCAAGCGGUAA